This is a messenger RNA of Dipodomys ordii (Ord's kangaroo rat), 2090 nucleotides long. RefSeq names its product hypoxia inducible factor 3, alpha subunit (gene Hif3a). NCBI's taxonomy places the organism in Eukaryota, Metazoa, Chordata, Mammalia, Rodentia, Heteromyidae. The transcript has 15 exons. Gene Ontology annotation, molecular function: protein dimerization activity; RNA polymerase II transcription regulatory region sequence-specific DNA binding; DNA-binding transcription factor activity, RNA polymerase II-specific. The record is from RefSeq and is a predicted model, not a curated record. Gene Ontology annotation, biological process: cellular response to hypoxia; regulation of transcription by RNA polymerase II. Bases 1 to 2022 code for a protein of 673 amino acids.
AUGGCGCUGGGGUUGCAGCGUGCAAGGUCGACCACCGAGCUGCGCAAGGAGAAGUCCCGGGAUGCGGCUCGCAGCCGGCGCAGCCAGGAGACCGAGGUGCUGUACCAGCUGGCGCACACGCUGCCCUUCGCGCGCGGGGUCAGCGCGCACCUGGACAAGGCCUCCAUCAUGCGCCUGACCAUCAGCUACCUGCGCAUGCACCGCCUCUGCGCCGCAGGGGAGUGGAACCAGGUGGGAGCAGGGGGCGAACCACUGGAUGCGUGCUACCUGAAGGCUCUGGAGGGCUUCGUCAUGGUGCUCACUGCUGAGGGAGAGAUGGCUUACCUGUCAGAAAACGUCAGCAAGCACCUGGGCCUCAGUCAGCUGGAGCUCAUCGGACACAGCAUCUUUGAUUUUGUCCAUCCCUGUGACCAGGAGGAGCUCCAGGAUGCCCUGACUCCCAGGCCCAGCCCAUCCAAGAAGAAAGCUGAGGCCCCCACCCAGCGCCGCUUCUCCUUGCGCAUGAAGAGCACGCUCACCAGCCGCGGGCGCACACUCAACCUCAAGGCUGCCACCUGGAAGGUACUGCACUGUUCAGGACACAUGAGGGCCUACAAGCCCCCCACGCAGAUGUCACCGGGCGGGAGCCCCCGCGUAGAGCCCCCCCUGCAGUGCCUGGUGCUCAUCUGUGAAGCCAUCCCCCACCCCAGCAGCCUGGAGCCCCCCCUGGGCCGGGGGGCCUUCCUCAGCCGCCACAGCUUGGACAUGAAGUUCACCUACUGCGAUGAACGGAUCGCAGAGGUGGCCGGCUACAGUCCUGAUGACCUGAUUGGCUGCUCCGCCUACGAGUACAUCCACGCCCUGGACUCGGACAACGUGAGCAGGACCAUCCACACCCUGCUGAGCAAGGGCCAGGCGGUGACAGGCCAGUACCGCUUCCUGGCCCGGAGCGGUGGUUAUUUGUGGACCCAGACCCAGGCCACGGUGGUAUCGGGGGGCCGGGGCCCUCAGUCAGAGAGCAUCGUCUGCGUGCAUUUCCUGAUCAGCCGGGUAGAGGAGACAGGGGUGGUCCUGUCCCUGGAGCAGACAGAGCGACAUUCCCGGAAACCUUGCCACCCAGGGGCCUCCUCUCAGAAGGAUACCCCUAAUCCUGGGGACAAGACAGACACCCCUGGUCCCCGGAUCCUGGCCUUUCUGCACCCUCCGGCCCUGAGCGAGGCCACCCUGGCCGCUGACCCCCGCCGAUUCUGUAGCCCGGACCUCCGGCGUCUCCUAGCACCCAUCCUGGAUGGGCCUCCUGGAGUAGCCACACCCAGCACGCCACAGGCUAUGCCCCGUCCCCAGAGCCCUGUCCCUGCUGAUCUCCCGGACCGGCUUCUUGUGGGCUUGGAGAGAGCACACAGGCUCUUCACUGCCGGGAGGGGUGGAAGGACAGCUGAGACGGAGCUCAGCACAACACAAGAUGCUGAUGCUCUGGAUUUGGAGAUGCUGGCCCCCUACAUCUCUAUGGAUGAUGAUUUCCAGCUCACCUCCACAGAGCAGACUCCCAGGAUCUACCACCGACCCAAAGCCGCAGUCCGCCGGCCCCGUGCUCGGAGCUUCCACGGCUUGUCACCCCCAACCCCAGAGCCCUCCCUGCUGCCCCGCUGGGGGAGUGACCCCAGGCUCAACUGCUCCAGCCCUUCCAGAGGGGACCCCUCUGCAUCCUCCCUAGUGGCUGGGGCUCGGAAGAGGGCCCUGGCCCAGAGCUCAGAGGAUGAGGGGGUCGAGCUACUGGGAGUGAGACCCCCCAAACGGCCCCCAAGCCCAGGCCCUGGAAACUUCCUCCUGCCUCCGCUCAGCCUGAGUUUCCUUCUAACAGGAGCACCAGCCCCCCGAAGCCGGCAGGAUGUCAGCAGCCUGCUCCUGAAUGUGCCUGAGCCCGUGGGCCUGGGUCCCUCACUGCUCUCUCUGUAUCCUGAGGAGGAGGCCACUGCCCAGCGUAGGAGCCACUUGGCGUCACCACCACCCAUAGCAGCUGUGGGCUUGGCUCAGGCCCGCUGAGCCAAGCCCUCCUCCCAGCUCCUCCUCCUGCCUUACACAGGACCUCAGCCACACUCCACACCGACAGC